AUGAAAACAUUCUCGCUGGGCCUCGUUGCCCUUUCUACAUUUGGCAUACUUUCCAAUGCCAGUGUAGUUCAUAUCGCCUUAUCCAAUGAAAAGGUAGAGGUGGAUCUUGUUCCUGAGCAGGAGAGCCCACAACAAAACCUCAACGCCCCACCAACAAAGAAUCUGACACUGGAAGAUCACCAUGUCAAUCUUGAUUAUGAGAUUCACGGCGGCAAUCUUACGGUAAGUCUACAACUCCAGGGAACCAUGCUCAUGAAUUCGAAUAUCUGAUCAAGUUCAACAUAGACUAGUGGCAAAUAUCUCAGCUUCAAGAACAUUCCUUAUGCUCAGCCACCACUGAAUGAAUACCGUUGGGCUCCUCCGCAAGAUAUAGAGGAGGAGAGUCCAAAGAUAAACUAUGGGCCAAAAUCUUAUAUUUGUCCCCAGACCCCUCCAGGCUGGGUGGCAAUUGGAACGAACUUUGUUGAAGGAUUCAACAAUAAAACCUGGAAUGCAAGAUGGGAAAAGCCAAUUAAUGCCAGUGACUACGGCGCAAUUCCGAAACAAAGUGAUCUAUGUAUGAACCCCUCUUUUUCUUCGCUUUCAUAUACUGAUUAUGUCUACUUUAGUCAGUGAGGAUUGCUUGUUGCUGGAUGUUAUGGUUCCAAGACCGUUGUGGGAAUCUAGGGAGUAUUAUAAAGGUAAGCCACGUGGAUUGCACAAUUUAAGUUCAACGGAAGGGUAUCUAAUUCGUGAUGACAAGCUCCUGUCGUGGUAUGGAUUCAUGGCGGAGAAUUCUUAGCUGGAAACAAGGAAAUGAAUGGUAGCCCAGAAGGUCUUCUCGAAGCCGCAGGCAAAGAUGGCGAUGAAAUUAUAUUCGUAAGCAAGAAAAACUCUUUCAUUCCGAUAAAUUCUCUGACCCUACUUCUAGGUCGCUAUGAACUAUCGUCUCGGAGCCUUCGGCUGGCUCGGUGGAGAGAAAUUCAUGUCUCAAGGCGGUCUGCCUAACCUUGGGCUUCACGAUCAAGCUUUUGCUUUACAAUGGGUGAAGAAAUAUAUUGAGCGUUUCGGUGGUGACUCUGAAAGGUUCGAUACCACUAGUACCCCUCUACUUCACGUCUCAUUAAUAGAAUCAUAGUAUUACCGUCAUGGGACAAAACUCCGGUGCUUCAUCUAUCAUUCAUCACAUCACAUCCUAUGGAGGAGACAAAGACCUUGCACCGGAUUUCGAAGCUGCCAUCAUCCAGAGUCCAGGUUUUUACCCACAGGCAAAUGGCACACAGGACGACCAGACCUUUGCCACUUUCCUAAACCUGACAAACUCCACCGAUCUUCAGAGUCUCCAAAAACAGAACUCGUCGGUUCUGAUUCAAGCCAAUCUAAACAUGACUUGGAACUCUUCACCAUACGGAUAUUACGCUUUCGGACCAACCGUAGACGGCCGUUAUGUUCCAGAUCUCCCAAGUCGGCUUCUCAAGGAAGGAAAGUUUCACGGAAAGAUACCACUCUUGAUGGGACAUGAGAGACUUGAUGGUCUCCUCUUCUCGCCUCCUUGGAUACGUACAAACCAAGCCCUCCAAGAUUGGUUCGUAGAAGUAUAUCCCGGUGCACCAAACUCCACACUGGGUUUCAUAGCAAACAACUACACCAUCCCGGGAAAGAAGUCUCCUCCUCAACUCACCCUCAUUGGCGUUUCCGAUUUUGUUAACGUAAGACGGCUUCUACUAUUAUGAAAAGGGCACAUACUGACAAAUCCAACAGCACAUUUCCAUCGAGUGCAACAACUACUAUCUAACCGAGGCCUCCCUCAAAUACUCAUCAUCCACUCCUGUCUGGCGCUACAUUUUCAACGCCCUUCCAGCAGUAAACGGCUACGACGUCGGUUAUACCGUCUGUCUCCCACCCCUCUCUUUACACCCAACAUAACUAACCAACUCCCAGUUCUAUCCCGACAAACCCCCUAUCUCACCCGUCAACGUUCCCCUCGCAAGCUUCUUCCAACAAUCCUUGGUAAACUUCAUCCGCAACCGGGAUCCAAAUCCCGAGAAGGGAACCGCCUCCUGGGAUCGAUACAAGCCCUCCAAACGCCGUGUUAUCAACCUCGGUAAGAAAGACCAGCUUAUAGCUGACUACACUUGGGAAUCGAGAGACGACACGAUGUUGAGGGAGAAAUGUGCGUUCUGGCAAUCGGCUCCGUUUUACACCCCUCCUCUACCGCCACUAAAGGAACCCAACAAGCCGAUCAAGGAGCCGGGGAAGAAGCCAGAGCCAGAGCCAAAGCCAGAACCAAAGCCAGUACCGGGACAUGAUGAAAAGCCAUUGCCAGUCAGGCCCGAGCCUCACCCUGAACCUGAACCUGAACCUGAACCGACGCAGCCGCUUCCAGAGCCCGAGAAGCCAAAUACAGACAGCGGGGUCUUGGAGAUUGAAGAUGAUGUUUAUGAGCACAGAGAGCUGAUCUAAAUCGCUGGUUUCGCUAAUAAUUUGUGCAACAAAAAUUGGCGUCUCUUCUAAUUUAUUAAAUUGCUCUUUUCUUUUCAGUAUACGCAGAGACGGUAGUUAGUG
Molecule: messenger RNA, 2544 nt
Organism: Hymenoscyphus albidus
Lineage: Eukaryota; Fungi; Ascomycota; Leotiomycetes; Helotiales; Helotiaceae
Source: the annotation of a GenBank genome assembly